Molecule: messenger RNA, 593 nt
Organism: Durio zibethinus
Lineage: Eukaryota; Viridiplantae; Streptophyta; Magnoliopsida; Malvales; Malvaceae
Product: large ribosomal subunit protein eL43
Biological process (GO): translation
Cellular component (GO): ribosome
Molecular function (GO): structural constituent of ribosome
Source: RefSeq, a predicted model, not a curated record
UCUAUAAAAUGCGAACAAGAAAACCCUAACUUGUCUUUGUUGCUUUCUCUCGAAGAGCCGCAAACAGGCUUGAGAUCCUCCCAACCUAACGACAAUGACAAAGAGAACGAAGAAGGCCGGAAUUGUUGGAAAAUAUGGUACCCGUUAUGGUGCCAGUUUGAGGAAGCAAAUUAAGAAGAUGGAGGUCAGUCAACACAGCAAGUACUUCUGCGAGUUUUGUGGAAAGUAUGCAGUGAAGAGAAAGGCUGUGGGAAUCUGGGGCUGCAAGGAUUGUGGGAAAGUUAAAGCAGGCGGUGCUUAUACUUUGAACACUGCUAGCGCUGUGACAGUGAGGAGUACUAUUAGGAGGCUGAGGGAGCAAACUGAGAGCUGAGCCACCAUUGGCAUAUUCUGCUUUCAUAGGUUGUUUUGCAUGUCUUAGCUACAGACUCAUUGAGAUAUUUUCUUUUUUUGACAAUGAUUUGCUGCUCGAUGUGCUUAAUUCUCAAUUUUAUAUCUGAGUCAGGUGUUGGAACUUCAUUAAAGUUCAAUUAUUUGCUUCUACACUAUCUUGUUAAUUUACAUCAAAUUAAAUUGUGGACUUCUUGACUCUU